Molecule: messenger RNA, 628 nt
Organism: Trichoplusia ni (cabbage looper)
Lineage: Eukaryota; Metazoa; Arthropoda; Insecta; Lepidoptera; Noctuidae
Product: vesicle transport protein GOT1B
Exons: 6
Coding region: 129-551 (140 amino acids)
Biological process (GO): retrograde transport, endosome to Golgi; endoplasmic reticulum to Golgi vesicle-mediated transport
Cellular component (GO): membrane; endoplasmic reticulum
Source: RefSeq, a predicted model, not a curated record
ACAAUGACAUUAUGAUGUUCGAUAAAAUGACGUGGUCGAGGUUAUGAAUUGUUAAAAAAUAUGUUUUAACAUUAAUCAAAGCGAUAAUAUAGUUCCAAAUAUUUAUUAAUAGUUAAUAAAAAUACAAAAUGAUCGAGAUAACAGAUACGCAGAAAAUCGGGGUAGGUCUCGCCGGCUUUGGCAUGACCUUCCUGUUUCUGGGUGUGCUUCUGUUAUUUGAUAAGGGUCUGCUGGCCAUAGGAAAUAUACUUUUCAUAAGCGGUUUAGCCUGCGUCAUAGGUCUACAGAGGACGUUUUUCUUCUUUUUUCAACGGCAUAAAAUCAAGGCAUCCGUGGCUUUCUUUGGUGGCAUAAGCAUAGUGUUGCUUGGAUGGCCUAUGAUUGGCAUGAUCGCUGAAAUAUACGGGUUUUUAUUACUGUUCAGAGGUUUCCUGCCGGCCGCUAUCAACUUCCUUCGAAUGGUGCCUGUCCUGGGGUCCUUGUUGAGCCUGCCUAUCAUACGAGGGGUUGUGGACAGGAUAGCGGGCGACAACGGUCGGAAUAUGGUAUGAUAGACGAAGCGUGAAACAAAGAAUGGGGUUUCUGCUACAUUCCUUUUUAUUUAAUUAAAAUAUAUUUUUACAUAAUU